GCUGGAUGCUUGCUGACGACAUGGCCUUCGUUUACUGUUUUAUAUAGCCGACCGAGCAUUCCGACUUGUCCAUAUAUACUCACCUCUCCCUUGGGCCAUUUCUCCCUUCAUCCUAGUCUAUUCUUUCAAUCGAUCUAGUUCGAAUUCUUGUUACACUUGCAUUAGACUAUGAACGGAGUUGUGUGAGGCCUUCCUUCUAGAAUCAAACCCUUUUCAUUCUCUAAAAGACUCCGCAUUAUGGCAACCCAGGAACGCACGCUUCCCAUGGGGAAGAUCGAGCCGAAUACAGCCAAAUAUUUUGUCAAUUGCGCCCUAGGUGGUAUUAUCGCUUGUGGGCCUACCCAUACAUCCGUCACACCACUCGACCUUGUCAAGUGUCGCCGCCAAGUUGACCCCAAGAUCUACACAUCAAAUAUCUCCGCAUGGCGCUCAAUCUUCGCAAAAGAAGGGCUACGCGGUGUCUUCUUUGGCUGGUCUCCCACAUUCAUCGGGUACUCGUUCCAAGGCGCAGGCAAAUAUGGAUUCUACGAGUAUUUCAAGUAUCUAUACGGCGACCAGAUGUUCCCGAACAUGAACCGCACAGUGGUAUAUCUAGGCGCAAGUGCGUCGGCCGAAUUCCUCGCCGACAUGGCCCUCUGCCCGUUCGAGGCGAUCAAGGUGCGCAUGCAGACGACGCUGCCGCCGUAUGCGCAAACGAUGCGUGAGGGUUGGAGCAAGAUCGUGGCCCAGGAGGGUUUCGGCGGCCUGUACAAGGGUCUGUAUCCGCUCUGGGCGCGACAGAUCCCCUACACCAUGACCAAGUUCGCGACCUUCGAGGAGACGGUCAAUGCCAUCUACAGGUCUUUGGGCAAGUCGAAGGAUAGCUGUAGCGGGCUGCAGCAGACGAGUAUUAGUUUCCUGGGCGGCUAUAUUGCGGGCAUCUUCUGUGCCAUCGUCAGUCAUCCGGCUGAUGUGAUGGUUAGCAAGCUUAAUGCGGAUCGGAAGGCUGGGGAGUCAGCGGUGUCGGCUGUGUCGCGAAUCUAUGGUAAUAUCGGAUUUUCGGGCCUGUGGAAUGGUCUUCCAGUUCGUAUUGUCAUGCUGGGUACUUUGACUGGAUUCCAAUGGUUGAUUUACGACUCGUUCAAGGUGUUCCUUGGUCUUCCCACUACUGGUGGACAUUGAAACAGGGGCCAAACACUGUGUAGAAAUCCGGCUAGAGAUCAGCAGUAUGAACUUUAGUAGAUAGUUUAGCAGAGUAAUGAAUAUUCGCGAUGCAUUGAGUAGCAAAACAAGCGUUCUAGACGUGGCAUUUAUAAAUCGAACAAGUCUGACCGCCUCCACACCAGACCCCAGGCGGCA
This is a messenger RNA of Aspergillus alliaceus, 1338 nucleotides long. Its product is annotated as putative mitochondrial phosphate transporter Pic2. Gene Ontology annotation, cellular component: mitochondrial inner membrane. The record is from RefSeq and is a predicted model, not a curated record. Gene Ontology annotation, biological process: mitochondrial phosphate ion transmembrane transport. The transcript has 5 exons. Lineage: Eukaryota; Fungi; Ascomycota; Eurotiomycetes; Eurotiales; Aspergillaceae. Gene Ontology annotation, molecular function: phosphate transmembrane transporter activity. Bases 238 to 1161 code for a protein of 307 amino acids.